AUGAGGUUUCUGUUGGAGGAACUGGCGAGACAGCCGCCGCCUCCCCUUCAGUGGAUCGGCAGCGAAGCGUGGAUCAUAGAACCAGAGUUUCUGCGCUUUAACAUGUGCGCUGGGGCGAUAGGAUUUGGGGUCCCCCGCUCAGUGAUUCCAGGUCUUCGUGAGUUUCUUCUGGAUCUCUCUCCAGAACAAGCACUGAAAUCGCCUCUGCUAACGAAGUUUUGGGAGAGCUCGUUCAGCUGUAGCCUGAAAGGCUCCUCAGACGGGGCGCGGGAAUGUGAUGGCAGCGAGGAUAUCCGCGCGCUGCAGAACCCAUAUACAGACACGUCGCAGCUGCGAAUCACUAUCAUGUCGUAUAAAGCUACGUAUGCCAUAGCGCAUGCCAUCCACGGUGUUAUCUGUAAUGACACGCAGUGUGACAAGAGCGCUAAAUUCGCACCAUGGCAGAUACUCGACCAGCUCAAGAGAGUGAACUUGACUACAAAGAAUGGUUUUCAGGUCUCAUUUGAUUCCAAUGGUGAUCCUGUGGCCGUCUACGAUCUCAUAAACUGGCAAUUUAAGGAAGAUGGUGGGCUGGAUUUUGUGACUGUGGGCCACUAUGACUCAUCCAGACCAAGAGGACAGGAGUUCAGUAUGAGCAGAGCUAUCAGCUGGGUGGGAGGACAGAAAGAGGUCCCAAGAUCUGUGUGCAGUGAGAGCUGUCCUCCAGGCACCAGGAAGACUGUGCAGAAAGGAAAGCCAGUCUGCUGCUAUGACUGUAUACCAUGUGCAGAAGGAGAGAUCAGUAAUAAGACAGACUCUCUGAACUGUGUGCGCUGCCCUCCUGAGUUCUGGCCCAACACCCAGCGAGACAGCUGCCUCCCCAAACCUGUGGAGUUCUUGUCCUGGGAUGACACGCUGAGCAUCAUACUGACAGUGUUCUCCAUCUCUGGGGCCAUCAUAACUGUUAGUGUGACUGCUGUCUUCUUCAAACACAGAACGUCUCCCAUCGUCCGAGCGAACAACUCAGAGCUGAGCUUCCUGCUGCUCUUCUCAUUGACUCUGUGUUUCCUCUGCACACUUACUUUCAUUGGUCAGCCCUCUAAAUGGUCCUGUAUGCUGCGCCACACAGCGUUUGGGAUCACCUUCGUCCUCUGCAUCUCCUGUGUUCUGGGGAAAACAAUAGUGGUGUUAAUGGCCUUCAGAGCUACACUUCCAGGCAGUAAUGCCAUGAAAUGGUUUGGGCCUCCACAGCAGAGACUCAGUGUUCUCACCUUCACUCUCAUACAGGUUCUUAUUUGUGUUAUUUGGUUGACAAUAUCUCCUCCUCUCCCCUUCAAAAAUCUAAAUCACUACAAGGAAAGGAUAAUACUGGAAUGUGGAUUAGGUUCAGCUAUAGGUUUCUGGGCUGUGCUGGGUUAUAUAGGAUUUCUGGCUCUUUUGUGUUUUAUUUUGGCUUUUCUAGCACGGAAACUGCCUGAUAACUUUAAUGAGGCCAAGUUCAUCACAUUCAGCAUGCUGAUAUUCUGUGCAGUGUGGGUUACCUUUAUCCCAGCUUAUGUCAGCUCUCCUGGAAAGUUCACUGUAGCUGUAGAGAUAUUUGCCAUUCUGGCCUCAAGCUUUGGUUUGAUUAUUUGUAUUUUUGCACCUAAGUGUUUCAUAAUCAUGUUUAGGCCAGAGCAGAAUACCAAGAAACACCUUAUGGGUAAAGUUCCCUCCAAGUCUCUUUGA
Colossoma macropomum (tambaqui) is the source of this 1707-nucleotide messenger RNA. Its product is annotated as extracellular calcium-sensing receptor-like. Gene Ontology annotation, molecular function: G protein-coupled receptor activity. Gene Ontology annotation, biological process: G protein-coupled receptor signaling pathway. Gene Ontology annotation, cellular component: membrane. Lineage: Eukaryota; Metazoa; Chordata; Actinopteri; Characiformes; Serrasalmidae. The transcript is spliced from 4 exons. Bases 1 to 1707 code for a protein of 568 amino acids. The record is from RefSeq and is a predicted model, not a curated record.